This is a messenger RNA of Triticum aestivum (bread wheat), 836 nucleotides long. RefSeq names its product protein EARLY RESPONSIVE TO DEHYDRATION 15. Lineage: Eukaryota; Viridiplantae; Streptophyta; Magnoliopsida; Poales; Poaceae. The transcript has 2 exons. Bases 103 to 555 code for a protein of 150 amino acids. The record is from RefSeq and is a predicted model, not a curated record.
CCGUACCUGUCACCAUCCAUUCCCAUUCCUAUCCCAUCCCACUCCAGUGAGCUCGAAACCGAGAGGGGAAGAGGAGGAAACGAUACAGUACUACAGGCAACCAUGGAGGUGGUGACUGGCAGCAACGGCGGGAGGCUGAACCCGUGGGCGGAGCCCUUCGUGCCGGGGAGCUGGUGCCGCCCCGCCCCCGUGCAGGCGGCCGCGGCGGAGGUCGAGGACUUCUCCCCCGAGUGGUGGCGCCUCGUCGCCUCCUCGCCGUCCUUCCGCGACAGCUGGCUCCGCGACUACGGCGACCUGGGGCUCCUGGACGCCGACGAAGGCCCAGACGACAGCGACGCCUUCUUCCCUCCGCCGCGCCACAACGAUGGGGAGGAGAGGAAAGGAGAAGCCGCCGUCAAGAAGAGCGGAGGGGAGGUGGCGCCCUGGGGGAUCGAGAAGUGGUGGCGGGCGCACGUCGCCUCGCCGCCGGAGGUCCCGAAGUAUGCGGAGAAGGCGCCUGCCAAGGUCCUGGGCGGCGGCAGGUUCAGCCCCCGCACAAUCCAGCAGCCUCGCUAAGGGACCGACGAACCCCGUCAUUCCGCGUCGAUCCAUCGAUCUUGGCAUAAAUGAAAGAAAAAUACUAGAAAAAACAGUAGUACUCCUAGUUGUCUUGCGAGCUCUCCUGCUCUCAAUUAGCCUUGCUUAAUCUUGUUGUGUCGUCGUAGUUUGAGUUUUCAGCCAAAGAUCGAGCGGAGGUCAAUUGCGCUGCGUAUGUGUUCAGUUGUCUGUAAAUGGUGUAGUGUGUAAUAAGAUGCAGUGAUACAAUGGCUAUUCCGUGCAAAUGGUUUUCCGGUUUU